Messenger RNA from Caenorhabditis remanei, 795 nucleotides. RefSeq lists its product as uncharacterized. Gene Ontology annotation, biological process: regulation of gene expression. The record is from RefSeq and is a predicted model, not a curated record. The transcript has 6 exons. The coding region runs from base 1 to 795 and encodes 264 amino acids. Gene Ontology annotation, molecular function: transcription corepressor activity. Gene Ontology annotation, cellular component: cytoplasm; nucleus. Lineage: Eukaryota; Metazoa; Nematoda; Chromadorea; Rhabditida; Rhabditidae.
AUGUACACCGAGGUCCGUGAAGUCGUCAAUUUCGUGUGCAGAUAUCUAUUCGGACGGAUUCCACGGAGACCUACUGGUAUUUUUGCUUCGGAGCUAGCGAAUUCUCUCGUCUGCCAAUUCUCGUCAUCAUGGGACAUUAAUAAUCCAGAUAAUGGCCAAAUGGAACGUGUGGUCUACAUAAAUUGUAGAAACGAAGGCUCAUCCAAAUGCUUCGGGAGUUGUGCACAGGAAGCUGGACUCAGACGCGAGGAAGUUCUCGGACACUUGCCAAUUAACGUAUGCGUCUACGCUAGCCCCGGAAAAGUCUUCUUCCGUGGUUCUUUGGACGGGAUCGAGGUCCCAAUAUGGAAUGGAGAAGUGAAUGCUGAUGACACUUAUCAGCCGGUGGCGGAGUACAUUGUGAGAUCUGCUUCCGGAAGAGCUGAGUCCGUCUCAAACCUCGGAGCUGCUCAGAAACCAGUCUUGAUCGGAAUGAAACCUUUACCGACCAAUGACCCGGCCAUUCACGAACUGGUCAACAACAUGUACAUCCCACUUGGACUCGAGAAAUGCGAUGAGGACUUUUCGAACCUUUCUCAUAUGCAAGAGAGAUACCCAUACUUGUUCGCCUUCAAACCAUCAUCGGCUCAAACCUACACAGGACUCGAAUUCGCUCAAACUCGCUUCGGAUCGAGCAAGUCUCGUCCAGAUCUGCAAACAAUGCUCAAUAUCAAGCAACUCUCCUCUCAACACGCCACCUCUUCAACCAAUUUCUCGGCUCCAAUGAAGGAGCAAAUGAUUUAUUCGCACUAUUAA